Messenger RNA from Clarias gariepinus (North African catfish), 1551 nucleotides. RefSeq names its product chemokine XC receptor 1-like. Gene Ontology annotation, cellular component: membrane. The record is from RefSeq and is a predicted model, not a curated record. Gene Ontology annotation, biological process: G protein-coupled receptor signaling pathway; immune response; chemotaxis. NCBI's taxonomy places the organism in Eukaryota, Metazoa, Chordata, Actinopteri, Siluriformes, Clariidae. Bases 409 to 1371 code for a protein of 320 amino acids. The transcript has 2 exons. Gene Ontology annotation, molecular function: chemokine receptor activity.
UCGGGUGUGUUGUCUUCUUGUGUCCAGUCUCGGCUCCACGCGUAGUAGGUGUGUUCUUUCCCGUGUUUCGUCCUCCUGCCGUUGCUUCGCCACAGGACGUGUGGUAUUCGUCCUUUUGCCUGUGUCCUGCCAGAGAGCCCGGGUUAACCCAAAGUUAUUAAGUAUUGUUUGAGUUUGGUUGUUCCUUUUGUUUGUCGAGUCUUUAUUUAUACCUUUGUGUUUACUGUCAUUAAAAGACUCUUUUUGGUUACACAACCCCUCUGCCUCUAUGCCUGCUCUUUUCGCCCAUGGCGAUCAACACCAGCCAUUACACCUCGUUCGUGACAGCAUUGUGCAAAGAGGAACACAAAGGGAAAUUCCAAAAUUGUGACCAUCUUUCAGAUCAUCUUACUCUAGACCAGCACACCAAUGGAGACUCCAAGUAUAUUUUUCCAUUUUCCAUACGUGUCUAACAAUUCAUUUAAAUAUAUUAAACAAAAUGAGGAAGGAUCGACGCCUGAAGAUGGACACACUGAACUUUCCAUAAUUCUCAGCAUUAUGAUCCUCCUUGGUCUCAUUGGCAACAUCUUCGUUGUUAUCAAAGUAUCCUCUAUGAGGCUCCGAUCACUGACCAUCAUCUUCAUUCUCAACUUAACGCUUUCAGACAUGUUGUUUACCGCUGGACUGAUGUUCAGGGUCUACGAACAUAUCUGGGGUUUGAUUCCCAGAGACGCAGGGUGCAAAGGGUUUAACUAUAUUUUCACAGCUGGAUUUUACUGCAGCAUCAUGUUCCUGGUGCUAAUGAUCGUUCAGCGCUACAUGGCCCUGGUGCACCCUGAUUUAGGCUGGAAUAAAGGACUAUGUACCAGAAGAGCACUUUUUGGUGCACUAAUAGGGAGCACUUUGGCAGCGUUGCCAGUUGUGGUGAACACUGCAGCACUUUCUUACUCAGAAGUCUGUAUGAGGAGCAGCCAAUCUGCAUUUGUUGCUAUUAUGUAUGAAUACAACAUUUUUUUUCUUUGUGGCUUUUUGGUAAUGGAUUUUUGCUACAUCAGGAUUUUUCAAAUUCUCUUCAAUUCCCUAACAAACCAGAAACACCGAAUUGUUGGACUUGCAUUCUUUCUACUAUCUACAUUCCUUAUUUUUUGGGCACCUCACAUCCUAAUGACUUUUCUGUACAUAUUGGCUUAUCAUCUGAUCUGGAUUUCUGCACAUAAUCUUUUCUACUAUGUCAAAUACAUCUGCUUUAUUCUGGCUAUCACCCGGUGCUUUCUCAUCCCAGUGGGCUACGGCUUAUUUGGUGUCAAAUUUCGUGAGGAAAUGAAUGAGAUCUUUCAAAUUACAGAAGCUGAACAAAACCCAAAAGAGGAAUUUCCAUCAGACAAUCCAUAAUAGUUUAAGUACAUCACAACUGUUGUGAUCUGUAAUUUGACUCUCAAGGCUAGAUAUUAGUAACAAUUACUAAGCAGAUGAAAAUCUAUCAUCAAUCAAUCUACUAGGAAGGAAGUCCAUAAGUCAGCCAGACAGUUACCCAAACAAACAAUGUGACACAACUACUCAGGACAAACAUCA